Messenger RNA from Hyposmocoma kahamanoa, 918 nucleotides. RefSeq names its product mitotic spindle assembly checkpoint protein MAD2B (gene PolZ2). The transcript has a single exon. Gene Ontology annotation, cellular component: zeta DNA polymerase complex. Lineage: Eukaryota; Metazoa; Arthropoda; Insecta; Lepidoptera; Cosmopterigidae. Bases 197 to 781 code for a protein of 194 amino acids. The record is from RefSeq and is a predicted model, not a curated record.
UUGGUGGGCAAAGUUUUACACAAAGCUCUUGGGUACAAAAAGUAAAUGACACAUAAUUGCACAAAAAAGGCGCAUUUUGACAUUUUUAAUAAUACUAGAGUUGAGUUGAGAAACAGCCAGUUGCGCCGGCUGGUGCGUGUGAAAAUUUAUUUUUAUUGUUUGUUGCUUUCUUACUGUGUUAUGUUAUUAGUACUUAAUGGAUCCUUGCUUUGUGGACAUUACAAUAGAAUUUCUGUCGGUUGCAUUCCACAACAUUCUAUAUUACGUUUCUAUAUACCCAGCAAGCAUAUUUGAAAUAAGAAAGAAGUACAACGUUGUUGUUUAUCGCUCUACACAUCCUGAAGUGAAUGAAUACAUUAAUUUAUGUCUUAAAAGUAUUGCAGAAUGUCUGAACAACAAUCAGUUGACACGUAUAGAGUUUGCAGUUACUAAUGGUGAACAUGAACCAAUUUUAAAGUUUAUCUUUGAUAUAACUAUCAAUGAAAAUUUCACGGAUACGACUGACGCAUACUUAAUCCAAACUGAGCAGAAUCUACGUGCUUUUUGCCUCAGUUUAGCAUCAAUGACUAGAAAAUACACUAAUACACUGGACGACUGCAGUUUUACUAUCAGUCUUCAUACAAACGAGUCUACUGCUGUUGCAAUGGCUUCAAACCCGGAUUUUGAAGAAUUCCCCCUUGUAGAGGUGGACGACAGGAGUGAGGAAACAAAUAAAAUACUACCUUUAAGAAGGUUAGCAAUAAGAAAUUAUAACCUGGACACAUACAUAGAAAUAAAAUAAAAUUUAUUAACACAUUAGGUAUUUAAUAUUUAUUGUAUAUAAUUAAACCAGAGAUAUUGUAAUAAGUAAUUCUGUAAAUAUAAGGGAGUUGUCCAACUUAUUAAUGUGGAAUAGUCAAUGCGAUGGUGUUUUACUUG